Molecule: messenger RNA, 2127 nt
Organism: Populus trichocarpa (black cottonwood)
Lineage: Eukaryota; Viridiplantae; Streptophyta; Magnoliopsida; Malpighiales; Salicaceae
Product: wall-associated receptor kinase-like 22
Exons: 3
Coding region: 1-1569 (522 amino acids)
Biological process (GO): cell surface receptor signaling pathway; protein phosphorylation
Cellular component (GO): plasma membrane
Molecular function (GO): ATP binding; calcium ion binding; protein serine/threonine kinase activity
Source: RefSeq, a predicted model, not a curated record
AUGAACGAAUGGUUCGCCAUAGAAUGCAAUGCAACUGCCAACCCUGCUAGAGCUUUAAUAAGUCGAAUCAACAUGGAGGUGCUGAAUAUUUCAGCUGAAAGAGCCACUGUUACUGUCAAAAGUCCAAUAAUAUCCUCGAAUUGUACUGGCAGGGAAGAUGGUGUGCCUCUGAAUUUGACUGGAACUCCUUUUGUCUUCUCCAGAAACGAUAAUGUAUUCAUCGCAGUAGGUUGUAAUACUCAAGCUUUAAUGACCGGAAUCACGCCAAAUCUCAUCGGUUGUGUGUCUACCUGCAGUGACGUAAACAGUAAAAAUUUCUGUGAGGCUUUUCCACCAUCAUCCCUUCAGGUUUUCAAUCCAAGAAUAGAAGCUACAGAUGAUAAUCAAGAUAGAGAAGGAUGCAAGCUGGCCUUCCUGGUAAACCACACAUGGUUCGAAUCGAAUGUCAGCGAUCCAUUCUCGUUGCAAUAUAGAGAUUAUGUUCCAGCAGAGCUUGGUUGGACAAUGAAUGUGAAUACUGAUGAUCCCGUGAAUUGCAGAGGAUAUUACAAUGAGUCUUUUCGAUCCGAAUGUGUGUGUGGUUGGGGCUAUGAGGGCAUCCCUUACCUUGGAUGCACAGAUGUGGAUGAAUGUAAAGAAUCAAAGCAUUCGUGCCGAGGGUUACUUAAAUGUGUAAAUACACGGGGGUAUUUCAAUUGCGAGAUCAAUAAACUUUAUAUAGCCUUGAUAGUUAUAGGCGCAGUUGUCUUAGCAUUGUCAUUGCUGAUGGGCAUUUGGUGGUUAUAUAAACUUGCAAAGAAAUGGAAAAAGAUUGAACUCAAAAAGAAAUUCUUCAAACGAAAUGGUGGGCUAUUGUUACAGCAGGAAUUACGUGCUGCUGAAGGUUGGGUUCAAAAAACAAAAAUAUACAGUUCAAAGGAGUUGGAAGUAGCCACUGAUCAUUUUAAUGUGAAUAGAAUACUCGGUCAAGGUGGUCAAGGCACAGUUUAUAAAGGGAUGUUAGCAGAUGGAAGGAUUGUUGCUGUUAAGAAGUCCAUGGUCGUUGAUGAAGGAAAGCUUGAAGAAUUUAUCAAUGAGGUCGUCGUUCUUUCACAAAUUAACCAUAGGAAUGUGGUUAAGUUGCUCGGUUGUUGCUUGGAGACUGAAGUUCCUUUGCUAGUCUAUGAGUUGAUUUCCAAUGGAAAUCUUUACAAGUAUAUCCAUGAUCAAAACGAAGAUUUCUUGUUAUCUUGGGAGAUGCGAUUACAGAUUGCCAUUGAAGUUGCUGGAGCACUUUCCUAUCUACACUCGGCGACAUCCAUUCCGAUUUAUCACCGUGACAUCAAGUCUACAAACAUACUGCUAGAUGAGAAAUAUAGAGCAAAAGUAUCUGAUUUUGGAUCUUCAAGAUCAAUAUCCAUCGAUCAAACUCACUUGACCACUCUCGUGCAAGGUACCUUUGGCUACUUAGAUCCCGAGUACUUCCAGUCCAGUCAAUUUACAGAAAAGAGUGAUGUUUAUAGCUUUGGAGUGGUUCUGGUUGAGCUCAUAAGUGGACAAAAACCGAUAUUUUCUGUAAGCCAGACAUAAACUAGAAGUUUAGCCACGCAUUUUAUUAUGUUGAUGGAAGACAAUAGACUGUCUGAUAUUCUUGAUGCUAGAGUUAAGGAGGGCUGUCAGAAUGAAGAAGUUAUCUCUGUUGCUAAUCUUGCGAAAAGAUGCUUGAAUUUGAAUGGGAAAAAUCGACCUACAAUGCGAGAAGUCACAUCAGAGUUGGAGAGGAUAAUUGGAUUGUCUCAAGAAGAGCUAAAUAUUCAAGAGAACUGUAAAAUAUCAGAAAACACCAUGGAUGAUGCAAGCAAUGAUUGGGAUGCAGUUUCGACAUCAAUCACUGGUGAUUUUGAUACUGGCAGGACUCCAUCAUCCGAUGGUGAACCAUAGAUAAAUAUUACAACAUGCUGAUUUAACAAGACAUAUCAAUCGCUGAAAACAUAUAUGCGUCUCUGUUUUUCUUUUCCCUUGUUCCUAUUUUGAUGUGAAUUACACAAAAAAACUUUAAGAAGACUUGUCAAUGGGAUUAGAUGAUUGCAUUUUAAUUUCCCGUUGUUAUUGUAUAAUAAAAAUAAAGUUUGCUGAAUCGCUGUAAAA